Messenger RNA from Diorhabda carinulata, 4604 nucleotides. RefSeq names its product dynein regulatory complex subunit 2. NCBI's taxonomy places the organism in Eukaryota, Metazoa, Arthropoda, Insecta, Coleoptera, Chrysomelidae. The coding region runs from base 2544 to 4301 and encodes 585 amino acids. The transcript has 7 exons. Gene Ontology annotation, biological process: cilium-dependent cell motility; axonemal dynein complex assembly; regulation of cilium movement. The record is from RefSeq and is a predicted model, not a curated record. Gene Ontology annotation, cellular component: axoneme; axonemal dynein complex.
AAUUUGAGUUGAAAAAGAAGAGAAUUUUAACCCUAGUUUUCAUAAACCAAUACAUUCUAAAAUUCUUAAGAUAAUAUUAUUUAAUAAUGGAUAAAAAGGAAGAUGUUAAGUUAUCUAAAACCAUUCUAGAAAUGAAAUUCAUGAAGAAAACCAAAGAGAAAGUAGAAAAAUUAGCUGAUGAUUUAGAAGGGAAUAAAAUGUAUUCGAAUGAAAUUACAGAAGAAAUGAGACGUACGGGAAACCUCGUCUUCAUAUCAACUAGUAUAGUUAACUGCAAGAAUCUUAUAGAUGGUAGAUUAUCAUUUGGUGGUAUGAAUCCGGAAAUAGAAAAGUUGAUGUCAAAUGAAUACACAAAACUUUUAGAAGAACAAGAACGGAAGAAAGAAAAGGAUAUAACAGAUGCUGAAAUGGCAGAGGGUUAUUCAACUUUAGUAGACACGUUAGGGAAAAAAUUCAACAAACAGAAAAAAUCCAAGUCGAAGAAAAAAUUUGUAAAACCAAAUAACAAUGAAAAGCUGCUUUAAUUUUCAUAUGAAUAUUUGUGUUUCAAUCACCCGUAAGUCGAUUUUCUAUUUAUUUACAGUAAAUUCGUGGUAGUAAAAAGUAUUUGUAAAAAAACAUGGUUUAUAAAUAAAUGUAAACUGAUUUUUAAAAAUACUAAGGGAUAAAUUGGAAAAAUUUGCACUUGUGGAACAAUUCAUGCAAAAUAAUUAAUUUUCAUUAUUUUAACUUAACCAAAUCAAUUAAAUUUAAACUACAAAUUUCUGUUUAUAUGAAAAUAAAAAAAACAAAUUAAUAUGAAAUAAAUGAGGGUUAUUUUUAUGGGAAAUAAUAUUCAGAACAAAAUUGAAAAACCAUUGAAUAUAUUGAACUUAAAUACGAGGUAUAUCCAAAAAGUAAGUAAAAAAACGUGUACAGAUACAGAAGAAAUGUUAAUUGUACAUAUAAUUUUCUACAUAGUUUUUGAAAUUUGGAAACACUUUUUAUAGUGUAGCACAAGUUUUUGUAAGCAUUCUUCAUAGAAGAUUGCCGUCUAUGUUCAAUCUUGUGGAAACAUAUUCUUCCGGCUCGUCAUUUAAUGAAUUAGUGAUCAUAAAGUUUGUGGAAAUUCCUUAGCAAAAGCACUAGCGGUUUUGUUCAAGCUUCUUUCCAAUUGCGUAAACAAGUUCAUAAGUAACCAAAGAUGAGCGUCCACGCUGUUGUUCGUCAUGAGCUAUUUGACCCAUCUUGUAAUCAUCAAAUUUUUAAGUUUUUUUUCUGUAAACUUCCCAGAUUGUCCCAUAAAUUUCUCUUUCUUUGCAUCACACAACAAAGAGCACAUUGGCAGCAGGAAUGAGCAUAAUUACUAAAUUUUAAAAAUAUUAGAAAUUAAUUUAUAUUUCAUUUUCACAUAAAAUGAAGAUAUAUUCCAAUAAUUCAUUUAUCAAAUCAGUAGAUCUACUGAAGAGUUAGUACACCCGACAACGCUGCCUUAGUACAAUAAUUAUAACAUUUCUUAGGGUCCUCUUACACUGGGGCAAAACUGUGCGACAUACCGCAGAGCCGCAUGCUCUAAUUAACAAUAAUUAAAAAUGUCGCAAUUAUUGUUGCGCCAAAAUAGUUUCUAGAUUAUGUUUUUUUUUUGUUUUGAAAAGUGAAGAUUGUCAAAAAAUUUUUACAAUUUAUAGACAAAAGUUUGUAAAAACAAACAUAAAAAUCACUAAAUAGUAAAGUAAUGAAAAGUUUUUAGACUUCAUUGAAGAUUAUAGAAAGUGUGAAGUAUUGUGGGAUGUCCGCAAUUCAAAUUAUAAAAACAGAGUGAAACGUAACUUUGUAGAAAAAUUGUAUUUAGACGAAAAGAAUAUCAGUAUCCACGGGAAACUUAUGUUGGUAGAGUCCUCUUUUUGAAUAUAUGGUGCAAUUAAUUGUAGUUAAAAUUCAAAGUCCUCAUUUGACAUUUAAAUAAGGCACUUAUUUUUGUAGAAUGCAACAAUGAGACGCAUACCACAAUUUGUGAUAUGCCUCAUAGUGUUACCCCGGUGUAAAGGGGCCCUUAUACUAUAAUUGGUAUUUUAAUAAUCAUGGCGGAUGAUUGUUGUGUUUUGCAGUUCUAAAUUAUAAUAAAACCGUAUCAAACUAUUUUGAUAUUGAAAAUAAAUUGUGUUUUCUUAACUUAUCAAUCCGAUUUCAUUUUAUAAACACAUAUUUUUAGAUUGAGUAUUACUGCCAUCAUAUUUAUUGUUUUAUGUGGUAACGACGGCCAUAAUUUUUUUACAAGGUCAAAUCACGAUGCCAGGUGGUCAUUUCUUUAAUAGCAGCGAAAAAGUAAUAGUCUUAUCUAAAAGUCUUCACAAAUACCUCUAGUACGUCGAUUUGCGUUUUUUUAUUUAAUAUUAAUUUCUUUAUAAAAAAUUGGUACCAAAUCAUGAUUGGGAAGGGAAAUCAUGAAUACUUGUAACGGUUGCCAUGUAAUCAUUGAUCAAAUACGUGCAUAUGUACGAAAUAAACGUAUUAAGUAAUAAAUAGUGUUCGGUAAAGAAAUUCAAGAUUAAAUUUCGUUAAAUAUGGGAGGAAAGAAGAAAUCCGUAGCUAAUAAAUUAGCCAAAAUGUCCGAUGAAGAAAGGGCGAGGUAUAUGCAGCAUCGAGCUGAAAUGGAAGAAGAAGCGAAAAGAAGAAAAGAACAAUUAAUUGCCACGUUCAUGAAGAAAAAAGUGAAAAAAGAAGAAGCAUUUUCAAGAUUGAACUUAGCAAAAAUUAACCAAAAUUGGCAUCAAAUACUGCGCAAAACAAAAUGUCAAGAAAUGAAGGAGAACAUCGAGCAUUUAAGAAAAUGGAUAGAAAGAGUAAUUCAGUACAAAAAUGAAACUAUUUCGAGAUUAGUAAAAGAACUCGACGUAGCCGAAGAUGACUAUAUAACUAACCUCUCUUCACAUUCCAAUCAUAUCGAUAAAAUUUUGGAAAACCAAAACGAGUACAUGAAUAAAUUGAACGCUCAGUAUCAAGAGGAUUUAAAUAGGUUAUUGAGGGAAGCCGAAGUGGAGAAAGAAAACAUUUUAAAAAACGCCGAAGAACAACAAAUGCAUUUAAAGACUAUACUGUAUCGACAAGGAAUGAAUGAAAAACAUAUAAAAGAAGAAGAAGCGCAGUAUGUGCAAAAAUAUUACGAAGAUCAGUACGAGUUUGAAUCGAAAUUAGAAAAGAUGCGCAGUGCUAGAGAGGAAGUUUGUUGUACAAUUUGGAGAGGAAUAGAAAAAACCAUUCAAGAUUACAUCGACAAAACUAAUCCUUGGAGAAUGCACAUUGCAGAGUUGAAGAGAUUAGAUAGAGAAUCCGCUGAAGAAAUAUCUCGAAAUAAAGAGCGAAUAUUACAAGACGAGAGUUUAAAGGAAAAUAUCAAAGAAGAAUUGGAUAGAGCACGUACGUCACAGGAGCACGAAUUGACAGCUCUAAGUGAAGAAUUGGUAAAAUUGCAAAAAAAAUUUAAUAAGUUGCGCACUCAGCUUAACAAUGAUCUAAAAGUCGAUGAAAAAAAAUUAAAAGUGCUUGUGGAAGUUUCAGAUGAAACUAAAAGAUAUUUAGAAGGGUUAGUUAAAAAGGGAAACUGUAUUUUGAAUCUUUUGGAAAUUUGCAAAACAUUCGAAACGGAUCGUGAAAAAAUAAUGCAAUGGUACCAUACAAAAGUGUCUAAAAAUUACGACGAAAAGGUAAAAGAAGAAAAAAAUAACGUAGAAAGUGUAAAACAUCAAUAUUUUCCAAUUGACGAUGAAAAAGAAGAAGAACAUAACAUAGAAACCGUAAAACAUCAAUAUUCUUCAAAUGACUAUGAAAAAGAAGAGGAAAAUAACAUAGAAAUGGUAAAGCAUGAAUAUUCUUUGAAUGACGAUGAAAAAGAAGAAGAAAAUAACAUAGAAAUUGUGAAACAUGAAUAUUCUCCAGAAUUUGGAUUUUCUUCAACAUUAGGAGAAAUUAUUCCUUCCGAUACAACCAUAACCGCAAUUAAAAAUGUGACAGUUCAAGAUAAACAUCCAGUAGAAUGUUCACUGAAAAAUCUUCCUAUAGGGCUCAUUGAUGACUGUUUGAAAGAUUUGGAACGGUUCGAGAAUUUUUGGAUGAAAUACAAUAAAGUCGAGGUCGAUUAUUUAGAUAUUCUAGGCGAGAAGAAACAUCUACAAGAAGAAAAUAAACAGUUACGAGGAAUGAUACGUGCCGUUUUGGAAGCCACUGCUUUAUCACAUUCAAUUCCUAACAGUAAAGUGUCUACCAGGAUUCCAUCUAGAAGGAUCAGUGCUCGUUCUGCCCCGUUAAGAAGAAUGGUUUUCUAAGUAUUUUUCCAAUCAAAAUAUAUGGCUCCAUCUAUUGACAGAAGUUGAAAUUUUUCCGAUUGACGUUUAUUUCAUAGAUAAUCACAUAUUACCAAUAUUUAGAUAGUUCACUGUAAUGUGAUUAGUUCUUUUGAAAUUAGCGCCAUCUACAACCACAGAAUAUUGAUAAUACGUGUCAUAAUUACAUAUAUUAUCAUAAAUCAUAAAUGAAAUUAUCUUGUAGUUUUUGGGUUGUAAUUAUAAAAAGAUUGGAAAUUGUAGUAAAAAUUCUUUUUAUUAAUAAACGCGUUCUAAUAAUACAAA